This is a messenger RNA of Coprinopsis cinerea okayama7#130, 2133 nucleotides long. RefSeq lists its product as hypothetical. Lineage: Eukaryota; Fungi; Basidiomycota; Agaricomycetes; Agaricales; Psathyrellaceae. Bases 26 to 1276 code for a protein of 416 amino acids. The transcript has 4 exons. The record is from RefSeq and is a predicted model, not a curated record.
GACUCCGAAGGAGGUGCGGUCGAUAAUGGAGAUUCCGUUCGACGAAGGGGCAAGAUCCGUCACUUUUAAUCUCAAAUACCCCGAACAUUCACAAUUCGUCGCUGUGGUUAGCGACGCUUCAGGCUUCGGAACUGGUGGCACCAGCGUUCCCGCCCGCGUUGGGGAAUCAGACGACGACUCCUGUUACGAUCCCAAUGUCGGAAGUCAAGUGGACUUCGCCAUCGACUUUGAACCACGAAACCAAAUUACCCAGUGUGGGGUCACGCGGAUAUUCUGGCCGAGGAAAGACCAAGUCCAAGGGCCAACUCAAUUCUACGGCGUGAUCCCUGGUGGCCAGUCCUUCGAAAUACCUCAAGGAGAAGUGACAGAUGAAAUUGGUUUUGGAACAGGGUUCGAUUGGAGGGCGAACGUUCGGGUGGGGACCACAUUGAUGAUUGUGGGAGGAGACAGUCGGCGGACGGGCAAUGGUGGAAGCGGCACUUUCCUGGUCGCCAACCCACCUGAACCGGACGAUUCGUGUUUGGACGCCAAUAGUCCCAGCUCAACCCCGGGUACCCCAGCUGGAGGAACGUAUCCUACGGGAACUGGUGGCAACAGUGGAGACAGCACGGAUAACGUAGACGGUGGCGGAUCCAACGUUGGUGCCAUUGUUGGUGGAGUCGUUGGUGGACUGGUCGUGUUGGUUUCCCUCGUCUUAAUCAUUUUCUUCUACCGCCGCCGCCGAAAGGUUCGAUCAAGGCAGCGCGAGAAGCCCGUGGACCUACUCAACGAAGGAGAGGACGAUGAAGAAGGCGACGGUGGCAACCAGCGUGAAAGCAGAAACGAUCUCCCUCAGUUCUACAGACCAGAGCCGUUCACGGUUCCUGAUCCAACUCUCGCAAGCACUUACGGCGAUGGGGAUGAUCGUGGGAGCACAAGACCACUCAGUGGAACCGCUACAAGCUUCUACACGAGGAGUGCGACACCAGAUGGAAGCGUGGCACUUGGCUAUGGAGUGGGGGCAGGUGCGCCAUCGAGUAUAGGAACCGGAAGGAAGGGCCAGCCACCACGAGCGAUGCGACCGGUCAACAUCAUCCAACACGACGACGCUGGGCCCAGCGUGCCGUACCUACCGAAGGAAGACGAGGAAGCAGAAACGAUAGAACUUCCUCCUGCAUAUACAGCCAUUCGUUCCGAGCAUAGUAUCCCAGCCCCGCAGUCCACCAAUGGCACAUCGCCGGCCACGCCUCCAGCUGCAUCAUCGUCCAACCCCCCUCCGCCGCCUCCCCCACAGUAAGCGACUUUCAGACCUUGGCUCAGCAACCUCAACAAUUCGGCCUUCCAGCACUGAUGCAUCUAUUAACGACCCGUCAUGACCCACCUGCGUCUUCGAUGUUGUUUCGUGGCCACCUGUUUCUUGUUCUGUUCUCCCUUGCUGCAUCUCGCUUUGUCAUUUGCCUUGCAUCCCGGACACUUUCUUUUUGAUACCUUUCUCUUGUUCAUCGACGUGCUUCGACCAUUGUGGACCCCGUUAUACCCGGGGCUCCUUCAGGUAGCGCGUCCAUCUUUCCACCUUCUUUGCCUUCGCUGGACCCUCGCAUCUCCUCGAUCAUCACACUUUCUUUCGUUUCCAUGGACAUUUCAUCUUCGCUCGCUCUUCUCGCUUUCAUUCCAACCUUCUUUUGUGAUUUCUCGUUCCAUUCUACACACAUCCCCUUUUAAUACCCCUUUUCGUAAAUUGGUUGGGCGGCCUAUACGUCAGUCCAGUCAAACGUUGGCCCCACGAGCAAGAAGAUCUCGGCGAUGUGGACAAGAAACCGCGUCCAUACACAUCGAGGCCAGCUCCACAAUCCAUCGACAUCAUUCCCGACGCGCGGGUUUCGACCCAUGACUCUCAGAAAGCCACGUCUAUAGUAGUAUGCUUGCCCGCCAACGCUCUUCGACCCACGCCGCCAUGCAACAACCACGCAUUAUCGACCUUCGUUGUAUAACUGUUCAAUCAUACAUUCGCCACCGGCAAAGUAACUUGUCAUCGUCGCCGCUAUCGACGCCACGGAUGAUACCAAACACCCCUCUCCUCAUCAAAAAGUCAAACCCAAACUCAACUCGAACAAUCCAAUCAAGGCAUCGCGUUUUUUCCCCCAAUCUCUGCAU